Amphimedon queenslandica is the source of this 1822-nucleotide messenger RNA. Its product is annotated as kelch-like protein 18. Bases 78 to 1769 code for a protein of 563 amino acids. The transcript has 8 exons. NCBI's taxonomy places the organism in Eukaryota, Metazoa, Porifera, Demospongiae, Haplosclerida, Niphatidae. Gene Ontology annotation, molecular function: protein binding. The record is from RefSeq and is a predicted model, not a curated record.
UACCUCUAAACUUAAAAGCCUCGACUCAGUCAGUCAGUCGACUCGACUCGACUGGUCUUCAUCUACUCCUGGCUGGUAUGGCCUACGUUGUUCACUCACCCAAGACUCACUUUUCUGAUGCGUUCAAAGCUUUGAAAAGCCUAUACUACCAGAAAGACUUAUGUGACGUGAUAUUAAAGACAGAGGAUGCUCAAUUUCAUGCUCAUAAAGUUGUCCUCGUGGCUUGUUGUCGCUACUUUGCUGCUAUGUUCCGUUCAGGGAUGGAAGAAUCUCAGAAAAGUGAAGUAAUAUUGCAUGAUGUGGAUCCAGUGGCACUGAAAUGUGUACUUGAACUAUUUUACACUGGUCACGUAACAAUUAAGAGUGACAAUGUUCAGUCAUUGCUAUCUGCUGCUAGCUUGUUUCAGAUUGAUCAUUUAGUGUCAGCUUGUUUAAGUUUCCUAAAGCAGCAGCUCUCUCCUAGUAACUGUUUGGGGAUCAAGUCUUUUGCAGGGUUGCAUAGCUGUCAGUUUCUGGUUGAAGCAGCAGAGCGUUAUUCUCUAGCAAGGUUCACUGAGGUGACCUGUGAAAAUGAGUUUCUUGAAUUAACUUUUGAGGAAGUUUCCAGUUUAACGAGUAAUAAUAAACUUAACAUUAAUUCAGAAGAUGAGGUUUUUGAUGCUAUUAAGAAUUGGAUACUACAUGAUAAAUCCAGCAGGAUCAUUCAUUUAACCUCGCUUUUAUCGAAUGUUCGAAUGUCACAGUUGUCACCUUCUGUUUUGGUGGACAAAAUAUUAAGAAAUGACCUCAUACAGAAUGAUAUCCAAUGUCGAAAUCUGAUUGAUGAUAUACUGAUAUAUACUCAUGUCCUUACUGAUAGAAAGCAUUUGUUGCCUUCUAGUCAACUGCAAAAAAGAAUGAGCAUAUCUGAAGAUGGUGUCAUUUAUGUUGUUGGAGGAUUGGGUUGUACUGAAAAUUCAGUCUAUUCAGUUGAAAGGUUCGAUAUACAUGAUGGGGCAUGGUAUAUAUCAGAGCCAAUGGAUAUCCAAAGGAGUAGAGUUGGUGUUGCUGAAUUAGAGGGAAAGAUUUAUGUUUUUGGUGGCUAUGAUGGAACUAUUAAUCGUUUAUCAGUGGUGGAAUGUUAUGACAUACAAACGGAGAAAUGGAGCUCAUGUUCACCAAUGUUGACAUGUCGUAGUGCUAUGGGUGUAGCUGUUCUUGGAGAUCAGAUCUUUAUCAUUGGUGGAUAUGAUGGGAUUCAUUCACUGAAUUCUGUUGAAGUUUAUAGUGUCCCUGAUGACAAAUGGACAAUGGCCCCGCCAUUGCUGACCAAUCGUAGUGCUCCUGGAGCUGCUGUUGUGAAUGGUUGCAUAUAUGUUAUGGGUGGCCAUGAUGGUUUAUCUAUAUUUAGCAGUGUUGAGCGAUAUGACCCAGAAUUACAGCAGUGGGUCUUUGUUGCUAAUAUGAAUUCUCAGCGUUGCCGUUUAGGUGUCACUGCAGCAGUGGGAAAAAUUUUUAGUAUUGGUGGCUAUGAUGGACAUCAGUGCCUGGACUCUGUGGAGUGUUAUGAUCCUGCCACUAAUGUAUGGCAGUUGCUUCCUAAAAUGAUAUAUCACAGAAGCCGAGUAGCUGCAGUUACUGUUGGUAAUCAAAUAUAUGCAAUUGGUGGUUAUAACGGUGUGUCUAAUAUGAGCUCAAUUGAAGUGUAUGAUAUACAGCGAGAAGAAUGGUCUGUUGGGCCUCCUAUGAGAAAACAUUAUGGAGCUGUUGGUGUAGCUGUUAUCACUUAACAUACUCUCAUACACUGUAGAUUAUAUUUUUGGCAGAAUUUUAUUAUUGAAAA